Molecule: messenger RNA, 5822 nt
Organism: Hermetia illucens (black soldier fly)
Lineage: Eukaryota; Metazoa; Arthropoda; Insecta; Diptera; Stratiomyidae
Product: aminopeptidase N
Exons: 15
Coding region: 1161-4178 (1005 amino acids)
Biological process (GO): proteolysis; peptide catabolic process
Cellular component (GO): cytoplasm
Molecular function (GO): peptide binding; metalloaminopeptidase activity; zinc ion binding
Source: RefSeq, a predicted model, not a curated record
GUCGUUGUACGGUUUGGUCGGUUCUAGGUUGAGAGGAGUUGGGUGCGUUAAACUGCACGAAUUGCUUGUACGUUCAUUGCGGGGUGCUCCGUGCGUGGGAAAUUGCGUCAAGAAGUGAUCCACUCGGGGCGAGUAGGCCGCGCAGCGUGCGGACUAGAUAAGUUCGCGUACACACAAAUUCGCGGCAAUUGCAGAUUUAAGAUCGAAAGUGAAUUGUUGAUAUUGAGAGUUUGUGAGGUGCCGCCAAGUGCCAUUGCAGUGACUGUUUUAUUUCUAGCGCUUGGAUCAGAUUUGGACGCAGGAAAAGCAAGAAAUUUUCUAAAUUUAAAUCGGAAUUGGUGCGACCAGACGACUGUGGAUUAUCUCGCCAACUACCUGAUUUCGCUGCGCAUGCAGUAGGAGACAAGUCCGCCAACAACAAUAGUGCCAACAAUUAAGGGGAAAUAGUAUCCAGUGUCAGAUCAAUCAACAUAAUAAUCGCCGAUCAUUAAAGCCAUAUCUCGGUGCCAUGUGCCUCUAUUCUGCCUGUACUUCCAUCAUGCAACUAUCACGUUAAUGCAAUCCCUAGUCUUUUGCUGAAAGUUCUUUUAUGCAAUCGUGUACAUGUGCGGUUUAAGCGGCACCAGAGGAUAGAUUAAAUCGCCGGUAGUCUAUCAAGUGAUCUCAGCAGAAAUCUAGCAUAUCUACGAUAGUUCCGCUUCUAAUUGAAUAGUGAGGCAAAGGAGAUCCAGUGAUCGUGCGCAAAAGUGUUUGAGAAAAGUAAAAAGAUUGCGACAUCUUAAGUACAUCGAACUGGAGAAAGAUAUAGAUUCCUGGGUUCAAGUGUUUUCAUGUGUUUCUUGUGUUUCCCUGUAGAAAAAUAUCUUGAAAAUUCAUACAGAAGUUCCUUGACGUUCUUCUUACCCAGUAAAUGCAAGAUCUCUGUUUAGUUCAGCAAAAUUAGAAGAUAUCGUACAUAGUUCAGAUAUCUUACUUGUCUUAGGCCUUCAACUCCAUCGAGAUUAAGUGGCUAGACAUUACAUUACACAGUAUUUCGCUGAUGCAUGUAAUAAGCCAGAAGUCCGGCUUCAGCAGAUAGAUUCGCAAACAUCUAGCUUGCGAAUCCUAAUUACAACUUUAAAAUUAACCAGAUAUUCAACGGAAUUCAGAACACCGACACAAUGGAUGGCGGAUAUAUAAAUGAAGACGAUUCGGAUUCAAUAAUGGAAGGUGGUCAACUGAAGACGAAAAACGGUCAAAAGUAUGUGGUGAAUCAGCAGCCUGAAGGUGUUUUUGUAUCGAGAACAUGCGGAAUUUUAACAGGAAUCAUUGCACUCUGUGUGCUUAUUAUUGCGAUUCUGCUAACUUACUUUUUGUCGUCAUCAGGAGAAAGCUGCAGCUUGAGUAGAUCAACAUUGAACCAAACUAACACAGCUGGGUUAUUUGGGUCAAUAUUUACCACGGAUUCUACCAAUGGAAUUUAUCAAGAUGAGGCAUAUAAACUGCAUAAUAAAGAGAUCAAACUGCAUGAAGGAUGGAGUCCGGAAAUGUACAAGCUGAUUAUUGAACCGAAUAUUGAAAAGUCAACAGCCAACGGAAGUGUUUCAAUAAAUAUCGUUAAGGAUCAACAUAUCGAAGGAAUUCCACCGAUUAUUCUUGAUGUCCAUAAUGUAACAGUGGAAGAUGUCAGCGUUACUAAUAAUAAUGACAAAGACGCAACACCCCUCAAAAUAACUACUUCAUACGGAGAUUUUAAUGAUAGCUUCAUCAUUAAAAUCGGCUCAAAGUUGGACGAUGUUCAACACGUAAAUUUAACAGUUAACUUGAAAUUCAGAAGCGAGCUAUCAAGUACGCUACAAGGAUUCUAUAAAACAUCUUACGAAGAUGCUGCCACAGGAAAACCAAUAUGGGUUGCUAGUACACAAUUCUCACCAAUUGAUGCUCGCCGAGCUUUUCCCUGUAUUGAUCGGCCAGAUAAAAAAGCUAAAUUUGAUAUAAGCCUCGUUCGCAAUAUUGAAAAUACAAUGGGACUAUCAAACAUGCCUAAUGCCAUUACUUCAUUCUAUCGGCCUGGAUAUGUGAUAGAUAAAUUCGAAACUUCCCCAGAAAUGUCUACCUAUCUUGUGGCAUUUAUUGUGUCUAAUAUGGUAAGCUCCAACUACUCAGAAAUAGACAAACGCUAUGCGCCACGUGUUGAAAUAUGGACUCGACCUGAAGUCACUGAUAUGACAAAAUAUGCCUACACAGUCACUCGCAAAGUUCUUCCAUUUUUCGAGAACUAUUUCGGUAUUCCGUUCAAACUACCAAAAAUCGAUAUGGUCGCUGUCCCCGAUUUCGGAUUUAGUGCAAUGGAAAAUUGGGGCCUGAUAACAUUCAGAGAUUCUGCCCUACUUGUACCUGAAGGCGAAGCACAGAGCUCAUCUGCUUCACACAAGGAAUAUGUAUCAUCAAUUAUUGCUCAUGAGUUGGCCCAUCAGUGGUUUGGAAAUUUGGUAACACCGAAAUGGUGGGAUGAUUUGUGGUUGAAAGAAGGAUUCGCAACCUAUAUGAGUUACUUAGCUAUCAACAAUUUCGAACCUGAAUGGAAGCUUUUGGAGACGUUCACCAUUCGGGAAUUCAACCAGGCAAUGUCCAAAGAUUCGGAUAAAAGUUCGCAUCCGAUUUCAUUCCCAGUGACUUCAGCAAUAGAUAUUCGGAGAAUAUUUGAUCCAAUUUCAUAUGCUAAAGGUGCCAUACUACUCCGCAUGCUGAACUCUUUCUUAGGCGAUGAUGCUUUCGUUGGCGCUAUCAAAGAGUAUCUAAGACGAUUCGAAUAUUCUAAUGCUAUCCAAGAUGAUCUGUGGAAAGUGAUGACUGAACAUGGAUUGAAAUAUAAAACUUUACCGGAAAAUAUGACUAUAAAGGAAAUCAUGGACUCGUGGAUUUUGCAACCUAGUUAUCCAGUUGUUUUUGUUAAGAAGUUGGGAAAUGGCAUAGAGGUCAAUCAGGAGCGAUAUCUAUUACCACAUAAAGACAUCGAGGAUGAGACAUUGUGGAAUAUUCCUAUCACAUACCAAAUAGAUGGAGAUGAAGCUUCAGAGAAUAUUUACUGGUUGCAGAAUAAAAGUGCUAAGAUUCCUCUUAUUUUCGACAGUAGUCCUGAUAGCAGAGUUGUUGUUAAUGUAAAUCGUAAUGGCUACUAUCGUGUCAACUAUGACUAUUCACUUUGGAUCGCUCUAAAGAAAAAUUUCAAACUUCUUCCUGAUAUCACAAAGGCACAGCUAUUAGACGAUUCAUUACAUCUAGCUAGAGCUGAGUACCUAACAUAUGAUAUUCCCCUUACAUUUUUGUUAGAAAUGCGUGGACAUGUUGAAAAUCAUUUGCUUUGGGCCGCUGGUUAUAACGGUCUUCAAUAUAUUAACGACAUGUUGAAUAGGGAACCUGCAUAUGAAUCAUUUAGGGCAUACAUGAAAUUUAUUGUGCGACCAGCUUUUGAUCAUUACACAUUGGAUGAACCGGACAGUGGUGACGAAUUAACUCUUACACAUCACUCGAGAGUUGUGGAAUUGGCCUGCAAUUACAAUUACGACCGGUGCACGAAUGCGGCUCAAUUGAAAUAUCGUGAAUGGAUGAGGGAUCCGAAAAACAACCCAAUUAAACCCAACUUCAAACAGACCAUAUACUGCGUUGCACUUCGAGAAGGCUCCUUCCAGGAAUGGUACUUUGCCUACAGUCGCUACAAGGACACAAUGAGCGCUUCAGAGAAAGAGCAAAUCCUCUCAUCACUGGGCUGCACCAUUAGACCGUGGUUGCUAUCAAAAUAUCUGAACAUGACCAUUGAUCCAGAGUCUGGAAUUCGUAAACAAGACGGAGCCCGAGCAUUUUUAGCGGUUGCAAGAAACAGCAUUGGAUACGAGAUAGCAUUCGACUUUCUAAUGACAAACAUAAAGGAAAUUAGUGAAUAUUUCGGUGAUGGUUUCUCGACGUUAUCAAAGAUGGUUGAUGCUUUAACAACAUUCAUGAAUAAGGAGUACCACCGAGAACAAUUCGAAAAGUUUGCGUUAAAAGCAAGGAAACUAGGCUUAGGUGCCAUCGAACGCUCGAUAUUUUUAGCAAACGAACAAGUGAAGAAUAAUAUAUAUUGGCGGUCACGUUCCUAUUACAGUCUUAAGGGAUUCUUAGAAGACUUCAUAAAUGAGUUCCAUGUUAAUCUUUAUUAAAUCACUAAAGAGUUAGUUUUAAAGAGAAUCCACCCACUAUUCAUUAUUACGAAAGCAUUAGACAUUAAAAGAAAGGAAAAGUGUACUACAUUUGCAAUGUUGCCAUUAAUAAUAUUUUUUUAAAAGUUUUAGUGUAGUUUUUUGCUCAUCCGGUUUAGAAAUUUAAAAAAGAAAACAAUUUAAUUUCAUAUAUGAUAUUAUUUCACAUGUCCUGCGAACCAGAAAGGGAUUUUCGAACUGCCACACAACCAAGUUAACAAUGAAACUGCCAGAUUUCCCUUUCUACAGAAACUGUUCACCCUUACAUAUCUGCAGCGCACAAACAAAAAUAAAGAUAAAUAGCUUCAGAGAAAAAUGGGAAAACCUCCGAAAGAAAUCUUCAAGAUAAAUCCUGAUUAUCAUUGUUUUGUUUUAAUUGUUUAUUAUUCUGAAUCAUUGCAAGUGUAGUAUCAGUGACCGACGAAAACGAAUAGGUUUUAUCAACUGCAUAGUUAUUUACCAUUUCUACAGCGACAUAUAUACGUCUACCAGUAUCUUUAUUACAUGUUGGAUAUAAGUUGUAAAAAAUAAUAUUUGAUAAUCUUGAUUUUAAAAUACAUUGUAUAAUAUUUAUAUAUGUAAACGGUUAUACAAUUGAAAUGAAUGAAAACGAUGAAAGGCUGUAUUAUGUAUGAUUUUAUUUAUAUGUAUGAAUUAUUAUUUCCAUUAAAAUUGUUUCAGUUCAUCCAGAAAUACAACAUUAAUAUCCGUUUGUAUUCGUGUUUCCUUGCUUAAAGCAAUUUUGUAAUGGUGUUUCCUUUUAUUCUGAAAAGAAGAAAAUGAGAUUGACACAAAAGAAAAAGUAACGUAAGAGUGCCUCCCGUAAUGACGAGUAACUGAAGUGCAAGCCAAAUUUUCACGAUUUUUUGCUUUUUAAACUUUUAAUAUUCCAUUUAACAGAGCUUAUUCACAUAUGUGUAAAAUAAAUUUAUUUAAAUUAGGUUAGCAUCUAAGCGUUUUAAUUGUCUAAUGUUUGUGCAAAAUGCAAACAUCUGUAAUUUUACCGCGAGGUCGACACUGAAACGAUUGAAGAAAUGUUAUGCAAUAUCAAAGGAGCAUGAACGCAAAUUGGAAUAUUCUUAAGAACUAGUUCCUCUGGAGGGUAAAAAUGCAGAUGUUUGGGGAUUUUGAAGUUCUCAUGUACAUUUACAUAUAUAUUUGUAUCAAUGUUAAAAUUACACGCUUAUAGUGAUAUUUACACAGUAUCUUAGUGUUAAAGUAAUUGUCCUAUUUGAAACUAAAAGCCACUGAGUAAAGUAUAGAAUUCAUUUUAAAUAUAAUAACGUCCUGACGCCAAAGGUCAGAGUAAAUAGGAAUAUUGAUAGUAGCAUAUACAAUAUUUGAUCAGUUUUUCAGCUUUUAUAUAACAAUGCAAUUAAACACAUAUACAUACUUAAAGUAAUACUAUUCAAGUGCAUUAUGCAUUAGCCUUUAACCUUUGCUAUUGUACUAUAGCUUUUGCAUCCGAAUUAUGAACCAUAAAGUGCUUAUAAUAGGUGUAUAGAUUUUAUUAUGAAAAAAUGCAAAUGUUAUCAUUUAUUUUAACCAGAGAUCAUUUAUGUGUAUAUUAGUUUUUAAUAAAAUGAAUCAUAUUUUACUUACCCA